AUGAGAGAAGCCAGAAAUGGGGCAUAUCAACAGGUCCAUUCAAGUACUUUGAAGAAACUUGAUGACAUGGGCAAGGAGUUUGAUAAACCUGUGCUCGAAUGGAAAGAGAAAAUUGAAAGUCAUGGAUCACUGUGUGAUAUUCUGUCCAAAUGUGAAGAGUAUAUAGAAGAAAAUGAGGUCAUCAAUCAAGAAUUUGUGCCAAAAGGGUUCCAGACAAUAAAUGUUUCACCACAUAAUUUAUCAUUUCCAUUUACGAAAACGGAGCCUCAAUUAGUGCAAGUUGAUCAUGAAGCAUGCAAUAAGGAUCAUAAUGAAAAUUCCUUGUCUUCUGAGAGUGAAUGUGAACUUUUUUAUCUUGAGAAUCUACCAAUCGAAGCAGAUACACUUCCUCUUAUCCGUCAAAGUGAAAGUUUAAAUUUAAUUACAUUAUCAGGUGAGACACACAAGCAAAACUUCAAAAAAUGGCUAGAUGAAAAUGCUCCCGGAUUUUCAAUUUUAUCAUUUAUCAAAUUGGCAAAUCUUGCAAAAGAAAUAGGGAAAGAUGGGCUAGAUGGUUCUGAUGUCUCAACUUUAAGAAGAAAAUUAGAACUUGAUACACCACCCUUGUAUCAGAUCGUUGGAGAUAAUACUGACCUCUAUGUAAAAACAAAACACAUGUCAAGUGAAAAACAAAACAAGAUUAUCCAUUGGUUUGCUAUGAACGCUGUUCAAGAUCGGGUAACAGGAAAUGCAUUAGACAAUCUAAGACCUAUUAAAUCAAUAAUGAAAAUGGAGAGCAAAGAAUUUCUUCCCUCAUUCCACGAUAAUCAACACCUUCUUCAUGAUUUCAUUCCUCUGUUUGCCAGAGUACUUGUGGACAAAAUACCUGCCAUGCAAAAUUUCAAAUCUGUGGUUGUUAAGCAUAUUCCACAUAAAUAUUCAAAUGAAAUGAAAAAGAAGACAACACAG
This is a messenger RNA of Paramuricea clavata, 948 nucleotides long. The record is from the annotation of a GenBank genome assembly. NCBI's taxonomy places the organism in Eukaryota, Metazoa, Cnidaria, Anthozoa, Malacalcyonacea, Plexauridae.